UCGACAAUUGAAUGUAUUCUUUACAUUUCUAAAGUAUAGUUUGAUUAUUAAAUAUUAAAUUUGUUAAAGUGCGUACGUGAACCAAAGAAAAAUGCCAGAAGAAGUGUUUGAUCAAAUUAUUACAAAAGAACAAUGUUUGAAAUUAGUUGAAAAAGUACUAAAAACAAAUCAGUUUCAAUUGAUAAAUUAUUCAUUGAAACCAUUAGGAGGUGAGAAAAAAGGAUAUUUAGCAACACAUUUAAAAGGAGCAUUCGAAAUAAAAUGUAGAGAAAAGACACAAACUUUAAAUUUUUUCAUGAAAUUAAAAUUGGAUGAAAACGAUGCUGUUGGGAAAUUAAGUAAUGAUGAAAAUGAUGUGUACAUACGUGAAUCAACAUUUUUAAAAUUAGCGACGAAUGAUUUCCAAGUGAUGUGGGCACCCAAAUUCUAUGAUUAUAUUGAUAAUAAACUGAUUGUUUUAGAAGACUUAUCAGAGCGUGGAUUUAAAGUUGCUGAUUUGGAAGAGUAUGAUUUGAAUCAUUGUUAUGUGGGUUUAAAAGCUUUAGCCAGUUUUCAUGCAUUUAGUUUUAAAUUUUUACAUGAUAAACGUUUGAAAAACAGUGACUAUUCAAUUUUAAAAGAAUAUCCGUACUUUUUUAUGGAAAAUUUAUUUUCAAAUGAGACGGAAUUAGGUCGAAAGUUCGUAAAAUCAACAAAAGAUAGUAUGAAUUAUAUAAUUGAGCAAAUGCAACCAAAAAAUAUUGGACAAGUACAAGUGAAAUUCAAUGAAAUAUUUGAUCGUAUGCCAGAUGAAAUAAAACCAAAGGAAAAUAAAUACCAUGUGAUUUCGCAUGGUGAUUUGUGGGCUAAUAAUAUUAUGUUUUCAUAUGAAAAUAAUGUUCCAAAACAAUGUUGUAUGGUUGAUUAUCAAAUACUACGUUAUCUUCCACCUACUGUUGAUCUACAAUUUUUUUUAAUUGUAAACUCUCCACCAAGUUUACGAGCAAAACAUUUUCGUGAAUUAUUAGAACAUUAUUAUCAACAAUUAUCACAAGAGUUAAAUGUGUUUGGUUUAGAUUCAAAUAAUAUUUAUCCAGAGGAAAUUUUUGAAAAACAAUGUGCCGAUACAAUGGGAUUAGCUUUGACUCUUGCAUGCUCGUAUAAAUCAUUUUUAUUAAUGCCACGACAAAAAAUGACUACAUACCUUUCGGAUCCUGCUCACAGUGAGGAAGUUAUGUAUGGUGCUCGUACGAAAUAUAUUAAAGAAGAAUUGGAGAUUAAUCACGUUUACAAAGAAAAAAUAUUUAAAGAAAUUCAAGAAUUUAUUGAUUUAGAUGGUGACUCAGAAGAGGGUGAGAAAAAAGGAUAUUUAUCAACACAUUUAAAAGGAGCAUUCGACAUAAAAUGUAGGCAAAAGACACAAACUUUAAAUUUUUUCAUGAAAUUAAAAUUGGAUGAAAAUGAUGCUGUUGGGAAAUUAAGUAAUGAUGAAAAUGAUAUAUACGUACGUGAAUCAGCAUUUUUAAAAUUGGCGACGAACGAUUUCCAAGUGAUGUGGGCACCAAAAUUCUAUGAUUUUAUUGAUAAUAAAUUGAUUGUGUUAGAAGAUUUAUCAGAGCGUGGAUUUAAAGUUGCUGAUUUGGAAGAGUAUGAUUUGAAUCAUUGUUAUGUGGGGUUAAAAGCUUUAGCCAGUUUUCAUGCAUUUAGUUUUAAAUUGUUACAUGAUAAACUAAAAUGGCGUGCCAUAGAAAACAGUGACUAUUCAAUUUUAAAAGAAUAUCCGUUCUUUUUUAUGGAAAUUUUAUUUUCAAAUGAGAUGGAAUUAGGUCGAAAGUUCUUAAAAUCAACAAAAGAUAGUAUAAAUUGUAUAUUUGAGCAAAUGCAACCAAAAAAUGUUGAUCAAAUACAAGAGAAAUUCAAUGAAAUAUUUGAUCGUAUGCCAGAUGAAAUAAAACCAAAGGAAAAUAAAUAUCAUGUGAUUUCGCAUGGUGAUUUGUGGGCUAAUAAUAUUAUGUUUUCCUAUGAAAAUAAUGUUCCAAAGCAAUGUUGUAUGGUUGAUUUUCAAAUACUGCGGUAUCUUCCACCUACUGUUGAUCUACAAUUUUUUUUAAUUGUAAACUUUUCACCAAGUUUACGAGCAAAACAUUAUCGUGAAUUAUUAGAAUAUUAUUAUCAACAAUUAUCACAAGAGUUAAAUGUGUUUGGUUUGGAUUCCAAUAAUAUUUAUCCAGAGGAAAUUUUCGAAAAACAAUAUGCGGAUACAAUGGUAUUAACUAUGACUCUUGCAUGCUUGUAUAAAGUAUUUUUAUUAAUGCCACGAAUGAGUACGUACCUCUCAGAUCCUGGUCACAGUCAGGAAGUUAUGUAUGGUAAUCGUGCGAAAUAUAUUAAAAAAGAAUUGGAAAUUAAUCACAAUAUUUGA
Molecule: messenger RNA, 2401 nt
Organism: Chrysoperla carnea
Lineage: Eukaryota; Metazoa; Arthropoda; Insecta; Neuroptera; Chrysopidae
Exons: 5
Coding region: 92-2401 (769 amino acids)
Source: RefSeq, a predicted model, not a curated record